AUGCGAGGGAAUAAGCUGGAGUGGGAAUUGAAGGCAAGAAGAAAGGCAAAGGGAAAACGGAAAAGAAAAAGUACCUACAUCCCUGGACGACAGACUAUUGGGAAAUGGCAGCAAGGCACGGCCCAUGACCACGACCGAAAAGGCGUGGAGGCAGGAAUGGGCAAGGGCCACGGUAUUGCCAUGGGCUCCGAGCAGAUGGGAUGGGAGAGCAUGGGGGUUUGCCAUGGGCGAGCCAUGAGAGGAGGCAUUCGCAUGAGCCAAGCACUAUUGACAUAG
Messenger RNA from Penicillium psychrosexuale, 276 nucleotides. RefSeq lists its product as uncharacterized. NCBI's taxonomy places the organism in Eukaryota, Fungi, Ascomycota, Eurotiomycetes, Eurotiales, Aspergillaceae. The record is from RefSeq and is a predicted model, not a curated record. The coding region runs from base 1 to 276 and encodes 91 amino acids. The transcript has 2 exons.